AUGAACGACAUCGAUGCUACGAAUCGUCACACCGUGACAGAAGAAGCCCCGCCUCCGUCUCUUCUCGCCAUCGUGCUCGACACCAACCCGCAUGCCUGGGCGCACCUCUCUUCUUCGCUCUCGCUCUCGGCCGCUCUUGCCAACAUCCUCGUCUUCAUCAAUGCACACUUAGCCUCCGGAAACGCGAACGAGGUUGCUGUCAUAGCGUCCCACUCGCACAAGACUGCAUUCCUGUAUCCAACGCCAGCCAAAUCUCAGCCCAAGUCGCGUAAUGGCACCAACAAUGGGGACGUGGAGAUGGAUGAGGCUGGCGAUGGCAGCGGGCAUUAUGCAGCAAAUAACCCGAACAAGUACCGACCCUUCGCCCUGGUUGAGAAUGCAAUACUGCAAAACUUUGCGAAGCUGCUUGACGAGACGACUGAGAGCCACCUCUCAGCGACGCCCACAACCCUCAUCGGUGGCGCGCUCUCUCUGGCUCUGACCUACAUCUCAAAGUCCACCAUCCUACAUGCUCCUACUGCUGCUUCUGCAGAGAACACCUCCCUUGCUGCACUCGCCGAUUCAGAAGGCACACGCGUCGAUCGCAUAUCCCUCACAUCUCGGAUUCUGAUAGUUUCGGUAUCCGGCGAUUUGGCGAAUCAAUACAUACCCGUCAUGAACUCUAUCUUUGCCGCACAACGGAGAAGAAUACCGAUAGAUAUAUUGAAGCUGGCAGGGGAUACUGUGCUAUUGCAGCAAGCGAGCGAUGCGACAGGAGGCGUUUACAUGAAGCCAGAUCGUCCGGAGGGGCUCCUACAGUACCUGAUGAUGGCGUUUUUGCCAGACGUGACAGCACGGAAGAGCUUGGUAAUCCCCAGUGCAGGUGGUGUCGAUUUUCGUGCUGCCUGUUUCUGCCAUAGGAAAGUAGUCGAUAUCGGCUUUGUGUGCAGUGUGUGUUUGAGCAUAUUCUGCACUGCGAACCUACCCGAUAAUCUGUGUCUAACUUGUGGCUCGUAUCUCUCACUUCGCAGCGCUCUGACCAAUCCGCCAGCUCUGAUUCCGCGCAAGAAGAAAAAGAAGAGGAAGGCAGGAACCGACUCUGCGACUCCUGGUGGGGGUACACCUGCUGGUUCUAAUACACCUGUUCAUCCUUGA
Dothidotthia symphoricarpi CBS 119687 is the source of this 1134-nucleotide messenger RNA. RefSeq names its product transcription factor Tfb4. Gene Ontology annotation, biological process: nucleotide-excision repair; regulation of DNA-templated transcription. Bases 1 to 1134 code for a protein of 377 amino acids. The transcript has 3 exons. Lineage: Eukaryota; Fungi; Ascomycota; Dothideomycetes; Pleosporales; Dothidotthiaceae. The record is from RefSeq and is a predicted model, not a curated record. Gene Ontology annotation, cellular component: transcription factor TFIIH core complex; transcription factor TFIIH holo complex.